Molecule: messenger RNA, 3016 nt
Organism: Bicyclus anynana (squinting bush brown)
Lineage: Eukaryota; Metazoa; Arthropoda; Insecta; Lepidoptera; Nymphalidae
Product: zinc finger protein 81
Exons: 10
Coding region: 524-1804 (426 amino acids)
Biological process (GO): regulation of transcription by RNA polymerase II
Cellular component (GO): nucleus
Molecular function (GO): DNA-binding transcription factor activity; RNA polymerase II cis-regulatory region sequence-specific DNA binding; zinc ion binding
Source: RefSeq, a predicted model, not a curated record
UAGCGCCUUGGACCGUUAAAUCUUGCGGAGCGACACUUAUGCUUCUUUGGAUUAAUAUUUUAUUGUUUGAAGCAUUUUGUUUUUGAUAUAAUUUAAAAGGUUUAAAAAUAUAAACAACAAUCACCAUUCACCAUGCAAACCAAUGCAUGCAAAAUUGCAAAUUGCAAACGACAAACGUCAAAUUAUGAAAAAAAAGAGAGAAGAUUGUUUUUGUUUUACUGGCCACACCAUCACAGACGUCAAAUAAAGUUUUAGAUAGUAAUCUUAGAUUAUCUGUGGGAUAUACAAAGAGUAAAGAGGGAAUUGAAAACACAGAACAAUAGAUACUACAAAAAUGUCAAAUGUCAAAUGUCAAGUGUGAAACGAUAAAGUUUACACUUUAAUCUUUGGUUUAUUUAUUUAUUUUUAUUUACGAUUCUGCAUUUUAUUAUUUAAAGUGUACUUUAAUUAGAUUAUAAUAAUCUAAAAUUUUAGACCUUUGCCAACCAGGAUUGACGGUUCUAUUAUUCCCAAACAACACGACAUGGAGUUUCGUGGAAGACGUAUAAUGAGAAAUAUCCACAAAAAUGUUUUACCGGAUCAAGCACAGUUCUGUGUGACAUGCUUGAGAACUGACUGUAAGCUGUACCCUUUCACACAAUACAGUUUGGGAGAGGCUUAUGAGCUGUUGACUGGGAAUUCACUGCAGCAAGAGGUGAGGUUUACUUCCAAAUUUUGCACAGAAUGUGCUCACAGACUAACUUCAUGCCGCAAAUUCAGAGCCAGGAGUCUACAGGCUUAUGACGCAUUGGCAGAACUAGCUCAGAUGCAUGAUGUGCUAACAACUGAAGACAUAAAGUCAAUAAACAACAAAUACAGCAGUUGUUUGUCAUAUUCUGACGUCACGCUCACACUGGUAACACCGGAGCGCAAUGACUCGAGUGCCACGAACCAACAAGAUGUUAAAGUUGAACCAAAAGUGGAACAUAUAAAGAGUGAAGCCGGUGAAGAGUUGUCUGAUGAUGAAGGAGACAAGGACUCAGGGAAUCUCAAUGAUGUUGAUGUAGAAAACGUUGAGAAACUUCAUGAAAAUGUUAAAAAUACUGUGAAAGCUAAAAGAGGUAACAUAGACACGGCUAAACCAAAAACCAAAAGGAAACCCAAAAUCAAAAAAGGUUACAAAACAUCUGCCGAGGUGCAAGAAAUGAUGAAACUAUUUCAUUUAAACAAACUUACUAUUGAAGAACAACUCGCAGACAUACAAAAAAGGAAGGAAUCCAGUAAUUAUAAAAAUUCUGUAUACAAAUGUGAUGUGUGCUUUAAGGGAUUUGCUUCACAAAAUACAUAUGAAACACAUCUAAAGAUGCAUACUACUGAAUAUGGACAGUUCCUGUGUGAGAUAUGCAAAGUGUACACAAAAAGUGCCAGCGCGUUACGCCUGCACUGCAAGGAGAGUCACAGCACUACAUACAACUGCGUGUCCUGUCCGUUCGUCACUAAACAAAAAUGCAGCGCAGUGAGCCACGCGCGCUGGCAUACGGGUGUAAAGUACAAGUGUGAACUGUGUACUGAGGAGUAUGAUAAGAAGACGUCACUACUGUCGCACGUGCGACUGAGUCACCCGUCGGACGUGGCGUGUCCCUUCUGCGGCUACUGCUUCGUGAACCAGUGCGGGCUGAGGAAGCAUCUGGAGAUGAAGCAUCGCUUCGACAGCGCACAGGAGGUGACCGGUCCACUCUGCGGUGAGUGUGACAUUCGCUUCGCGAGCGAAGCCGCAUUCCAGCAACAUGUGCUCGUCUCGCCCAAACACAACACUAACAGGUAAGUGUCAGUAAGUAUACACAAAUGUGUUUUUUGUUGAAUAAUAAAUAAAUAAAAUAAAAAAAAUAAUACUUACUAUUGAUAACCGAUAUAAAAAAGAGAGUAGUAAUGAAAAAUGCCUUUCUUAACACAUUCGCUGCGGUACAAGGUCAAUUGACCUCGUACCGCAAUCUCGGACGGAAAGAGUUACGAGGUCGAUUAACCUCGCCCCGCGCCACAUAAUUUAGGUUUUACGACCUCAUGCUAAAACUUUAUGAAGCGCGGCGCGAGGUCAAUUGACCUCGUAACUCUCGAAGUCGCUAGAUUUACGAGGUUAAUUGACCUUGUACCGCAGCCUCAGAAGGUAAGAGUUACGAGAUCGAUAAAUUUCGCUCCGCGCCACAUAAUUUAGUACAAGGUUUUAUGACCUCAUACUGAAACUUUAUGAAGCGCGGCGCGAGGUCAAUCGACCUUCUAACUCUCGAAGUCGCUAGACGUACGAGAUUAAUUGACCUCGUACCUCACCCUCAGAAGGUAAGAGUUACGAGGUCGAUAAACCUCGUUCUGCGCCACAUAAUUUAUGAGGUUUUAUGACCUUAUACUAAAACUCAAUAAAGCGCGGCGCGAGAUCUAUUGACCUCGUAACUCUUGAUGGCGCUAGAAGUACGAGGUCAAUUGACCUCGUACCGCAGCGAACGUGUUAACCGACUCCAAAUAAAGGAGGCCAAGUGCGUGUCGGGCCACGCGCAGUCCUCUUUAUAAUAUUGAAGUCCGGCCGCUCAGAAAUUGUGUUUUUUUUAGUCAAAUUGCCAUACAAAAAAACUUUACGUUUUUAAUGUUAACUUUGUAACAACAUCAAAAAACGUAAUUUUCUUAUUUAUUUGUUGUAAAUUUUAGCCCAAAAUUAAUGCAUUUAUUGUAAGUUGGCAUAAUUAUUCAAUUUUUAAUGUUACUCGUUACUAAGGUUACCAAAGAUAACUAAAAUUUUGCCGUAAAUUGUACGCCAGUUCAAAGUUACGUUAAAGAUCGAAUAGGCUUCACUAUCGUUUGACUAAGUUAGUUAAGUUAGUAAAUAGGGAUGAUGACUAGGUUUGAUUAAAUUGAUUUUUAUGAUACAUUCAGGUAAAUAAGGUCAAUGUUAUCUAAUUUAUACACAAAAACCAAAGAUUGACUGGAUAUUUGCAAAAUAAAUAAGAUUAUAACAAUCCAAAAUCUAUUAAAAAUCUUUUAUAGUAAU